Zerene cesonia (dogface butterfly) is the source of this 672-nucleotide messenger RNA. Its product is annotated as rho GTPase-activating protein 26-like. Lineage: Eukaryota; Metazoa; Arthropoda; Insecta; Lepidoptera; Pieridae. Bases 223 to 672 code for a protein of 149 amino acids. Gene Ontology annotation, molecular function: protein binding; GTPase activator activity. Gene Ontology annotation, cellular component: cytoplasm. The transcript has 2 exons. The record is from RefSeq and is a predicted model, not a curated record.
AGUCUGAAGUCUGAACGUUGAGCAUCGCUCUUUGAACAAUGUUCUGAAACCAAAAUACUGUGUUCGCUUUUUUAUUAACUUUACUGUAGUGUAGUUAAGUUUUGAUAACAGUAUUUAAAGAAACGUGUUGUGUCUUGUUUCGAUAGUGGGUGUUUGUAGAGCGAUGGUGUUUAUGUUAAGGUGAAAGUGAUAUCGCAGUGCAGUGAGGACGAAGGUACAAGGAUGGGCGUGGGUCUGCAGCCGCUGGAGUUCACCGAGUGCCUUCAGGAUAGCCCGCACUUCCGCGAAAACCUGCAAAGGCACGAGAAGGAGCUCGAGCGCACCAGCCAGCAGAUCAAACGACUCAUCAAGGAGGUCAAGGAUGUCGUCCAAGCGGCCAAACGGCUGGGCGCGGCGCAGCUGGCGCUGGCAAGCAGCAUGGAGCAGUUCGAGUUCGCGUGCAUCGGCGCGUCCAUGACGGAGGACGAGCGCGUCAUCAGCCACUCGCUGCAGCACUUCGCGCACCUCAUCCGCACCAUCGAGGACGAGCGCGACCGCAUGGUGAGUCGCCCUGCCGCCGCACACAGCCACGCUUUGUGUACAAGUCGGCGCGUCUCAGCUGUGAGACUGACUUGUGACUUGCCACUUGGUAGCGAAUUGGGGACACGAUCGAACAAAUUAGAGAGUUAUUAG